Monomorium pharaonis (pharaoh ant) is the source of this 3443-nucleotide messenger RNA. It is a transcript of the gene Hsl, whose product is annotated as hormone-sensitive lipase. Gene Ontology annotation, biological process: triglyceride catabolic process; cholesterol metabolic process. The transcript has 10 exons. The coding region runs from base 610 to 2817 and encodes 735 amino acids. Gene Ontology annotation, cellular component: cytosol. The record is from RefSeq and is a predicted model, not a curated record. Gene Ontology annotation, molecular function: triacylglycerol lipase activity; sterol ester esterase activity. NCBI's taxonomy places the organism in Eukaryota, Metazoa, Arthropoda, Insecta, Hymenoptera, Formicidae.
GUCAGAUUUUUCUCUCACUCGACCGAGAAAACUUUUCUGCGCAUCCCACACCCCGGAGACCGUCCGGCACGACGCAGUCUCUCCCGGUGGGAGGAAAUUGGAGCGCGGUCCCGUUCUCCGGUCCGGCGCGAGUCAGCGCGUCGCGUUCCGGCGAAUUUGUCAAGAGUGUGACGCACGCUGUCAAGCGGUCAACUAUUAAGCGGAGCGAUCUUUUGCGCCGCGAACUGGAUCGAUCGGCAGCGUCGUCGUCGCGGCAGAGAGCGUAGCGUCGCGGAUGCAUCAUCGCAUCGUCGACUCUCUCGCGAGUACGAUUCACCGGGCGGCGGUUGAGAUUUCCCGAGAAAGCAGGUCGCGGUCGGAUUAACCUCACGCGAUGUACGCGUCGUGCGUUCCAUCAACAGUAACCGCGAGGAUUACAGUUCGCCGUGAUGACACGGCGAAGGUUCACGUAGUCGACAGCCACAUCUAAGAUGCGCGGCAGGAUCGACAAGGUUCGUUCUAACCAUUAGACCAUUGUUGACAGUUGAUCGACGGGAGUAGAGAGAAAGACAGAGAAAGAGAGAGAGAGAGAGAGAGAGAGAGAGAAAAUCGCUGCAAUCAUCGUUCCAAAUGUCGACGUGCAACGAUGACUUCGAGAGGCCGUUCGAGGAUUUCGAGCCCCUGCAAUGGGGCGCGUUGCGCGAGAUGUGCCGCGCCAACGUGGAGUAUUUCGCCGCUCACCAGGACAAGAACGGCGUGCGGAUCAAGGCCGCCCUUCUGGCGAUCCUGGAUUACCUGACCGAGCUGCAACCGCUAUACAGGGAGAUCGCCAGGUUCGCGCCUCACUUCGACUUCGACGAAGACACCCCGGGGAACGGGUAUCGGAGUUUCCUCUCGUUGGUCGAUAAGUGCAUCAUGUACUCUGGUUUGGUCUGCCGGCAGAUGUACCAUCAGAAGGACUCCGUGUUUUUCCGCAAGAGCUACUACAUGAAGGAAAUGGAAGCAUGCUCCCAGCUACUGGCGUCGCUCUAUACGUGUUUGCAGCAGUUAAAAAUGAUGUACUCGUGGAGCACGGAAGUGAUGAAUGACGGAAAGCUGUCACUGUUUCCACUGGAGCAAUACAGUAUUCAGGACCUCCUCAAUAAUGCAGAAAACAUUAAUCAGUACUGUUUUUAUGGCAGGUGCUUAGGAUUUCAGUUUUGCGAUAGUUUAAGACAUGUCUUAAAAACAUUGUCAUUCUUUAUGGCAUCCUUUAGCGAGAUGUACUACAGCAAUGGUACACUACUAGGACGCUGCACCAAUUCCGUCAAAUAUUUAUUGGAUCCUGAGGCAAGAGCACGCCGUAUAGUUAAUGUAUCUCAGCAUGCUGACAUUUCCUUCUGCCAGGCAUUCUGGUUUCUGAGCGAAUCUGCGAUAAUGAACAUGAUAAACGUUUCGAAUUUAUCAAUCAAUCAGGUAAUAUCUAUUCCGCCCGAAGAAUUAGUCCUACCUAGAGUGGAUGGUGGAACAGUUUCCAUUCCAAUACCAAAUAGUCACAUCGGGAAGAAACCUAUUCACGUUAGGUUGUUAAGUUCCAAACGGCGUCUAGGAAUGGUUGGAUCUGGUGGUAUAGGAGGAGAAUUAUGUGGUCUGUGCGACGAACUAAUUAUUCAUACUCACGGGGGCGGAUUCGUGUCGCAAACUUCACGAUCGCACGAAAUAUAUCUACGAAAUUGGGCUAUGACGCUUGGUGUGCCAAUUUUGAGUAUAGAUUACAGUCUAGCUCCAGAAGCACCCUAUCCCCGUGCGCUAGAAGAAAUACUGUACGCUUACGCAUGGGCGUUAAAGCAUGCAAAUACCUUACUCGGAAGUACAGCGAAGAAAGUGAUACUUGUCGGCGAUUCCGCAGGAGGAAAUUUGAACUUGGGAGUUACUUUGAAAUGUAUGCAAUUAAAUAUAAGAAUACCAGACGGUAUAUUUAUGGCGUAUGCACCACUACGCAUCGAAUUCGUACCAUCGCCUUCUCGCAUGCUUUGUCUCACGGAUCCAUUACUACCGUUCGGCUUUAUGUUACGAUGCUUGAAGGCUUAUGCAGUAACUGACUACAAGAAAUCCAAGGAAUACGAGAAUGAAGAAACCAUCAAGUCGGAUACAGAAUCUUUUGCGGAAGUGAGCGAAAGUGACCUUAUAGCAUUAGCUCUCAGUCCAAAUGAAGAUGGCGCGAACGAUGAUCAGAAAUUAGUAUCCCUUCCAUCUGAUUCGACAUUAAAUUCUGUCAGCUUGACAGAAGUUGACGAUAUACAUUAUGAAAAAUCUUUUAAUGCAACAGGUACUGAGUGUCCGAAAGCACAGGCAAAAUCUCAAGAAUAUAUUAGCAAAUUUUUAAACAUGUAUAGAAAUUCUGGUCUUGCAUCAACAUCGUCGCCUGCUGCGAGGAACGGCAGUAUUAGUAGAAAUGGUAACAGUUCAGGACACAGUAACAAAUCGUGGUCUUUGUUUGGAUGGUCCUUCGGUAGAAGAAGUAGUAAGGAUAGCAGAGAACUUAAUAUGGACAACGCUAUUUCUUCUGAGGAUUUUGCCUUUACAAUACCGAGGGAUCCCAUCCUGAGCCCUCUUCUAGCGUCGGAUAAUAUGUUAGCUAAUAUACCGCCCAUAAAGAUAUUGACGGUACACCUUGAUCCUUGUCUUGAUGAUUGCAUCAUGUUUGCGAGGAAACUUCGCUCGCUUGGCAAUAAAGUCACUCUGGACAUUUUGCAGGGUUUGCCACACGGAUUUCUCAAUCUUUUGCAGACUUCAAAAGAAGCGAUGGAAGGCUCAGAGAUCUGUGCCAGAAGGAUAAAAGAACUGUUAGAAUUAUAACUGUCCAAUAUUUAAAAAAAUUAUUACUGUUUAUAUAUAUCCAGAAGGAGCAGAUGUACUUCUGUCUAUUGCAACACAUAUUUAUACAGCGAAUUGUCUCGAUAGGACAUAAAUACAUGUCGUUGUUUUCUGCGGCUAACUAUAUUUUGUAACAUUUCAGGAGUUAGGCAUAUGACAGACAAUGCUUUACACUAGAGAUUUUCUACUGUAUUAAUUGCAUUAGUUAUUACUGUUGUCACAUUGAUGUCAUAUGAUAAUGUAUAUUAUUAUUAAUGGUAUUAUCUAAAAUGAUUAGAAUUAGGAUGUUUCGAAUCUGAUAUUAUUAACAAAAAACGUCCUGUACAUACACGAAAAUAGAUAUUUAGUAUUAAUUUAUUCUGUUUUCUUGUAAAAAAAAGCGUGUAUUUCUACAGAUAUAUUUAUGAGGCACCAUACUAUAUUAUUAUGUUAGCAAAUAACAAUUUUUCUUUACAAGUUUUCUCUGCGCCCACGUACACUUUAUUCAUUGUAAUAUUCAUUUUACAUGUGACAAUUUUUCAUACGUAAUGUCCAAUGUGCAAUAUACUUGUUUCUUACAAAUAUAUAUUUUUUAAAAUAUAUGUAAUGCAAUUAUUUUAAUGCCACAA